CACACACACACACACACACACACAGCAGUCCUGGACUGUGGCCCCUGACUAGAGACUCCGUCACGCCUCGUAGUCCUACCUAAAAGGUGUCCAUGGUGGUUUUGUGGGACGCAGCAGAAAAAGAGAAGAGAGAAUGGACGUUUCCGUAAAAAACUUUAUGAAGUUACACUGAUUUUUCAAACAUCGGGAGGCACACACCUCGCUUGUGUGUGUGUGUGCCGAGGGCGCAUACCUGUACGGACCUGUCCGUAUAGGUAACACUCAAGUGGGGGAGUCGAUCCUGAAGGAGACACGCCUUUUGCGGCUCCACGGCGCCCCCCUACCCCACCCUCUCUCUCUCUCUCUCUCUCUCUCUCUCUCUCUCUCUCUCUCUCCCUCUCUCUCUCUCUCUCUCGGAAAACGAAGGAAUAACCGAUCUGAACACUGAAAUGUCGUCAAAUGAGAGAGCAAUCCGGGCACUGAGGGAGAUCCUGCAAAAGCCUGGAAAUGAAACUUGCGCAGACUGCGGCGCACCUGAACCUGCAUGGGGCUCCUGCUCCCUGGGGGUGUUCAUCUGUCUGGCCUGCUCUGGCAUCCACCGCAACAUCCCUGACAUGAGCAAGGUCAAGUCCCUGAGCCUUUCCCACUGGGAGGACCACGAGGUGCAGUUCAUGGGUAAGAAUGGAAAUGACCUGAUGAAGAGUAAAUAUGAGGCUGCUGUCCCGGUCUACUAUUACAAACCAACUUACAAAGACUGCCAGGUGUUAAGGGAGCAGUGGAUAAGAGCAAAGUAUGAGAGGAAGGAGUUCUCAGAGCCUGGAAACUUAACAUAUGAGGAAGGAACUAGAGAUGGCAUGCUGAUGAAGAGGGGACGGGACAACGGGCAGUUCCUAAGCAGACGAUUUGUUCUCUCAGAGAGGGAGGGAACUCUGAAGUAUUUCACCAAAUAUGACGCUAAGGAGCCCAAAGCAGUACUGAAGGUGGACACCAUGAACGCAACCUUCCAGCCUGAGAAGAUAGGAAACCCCAACGGCCUGCAGAUCACCUACCUCAAAGACUACAGCACCCGCAACAUCUUUGUCUACCAUGACAACGGCAAGGAGAUCGUAGACUGGUUUAAUUCAAUUCGUGCAGUUCAGCUUCACUAUCUAAAGGUGGCCUUUCCUGGGGCGACGGAUGCUGAGCUGAUACCCAAACUUACCCGGAACUUUCUGAAGGAAGGAUACAUGGAAAAGACAGGUCCCAGGCAAACGGAAGGCUUCAAGAAACGCUGGUUCACUCUGGACCACAGACGACUCAUGUACUUCAAAGAUCCGCUGGAUGCCUUUGCCAAAGGUGAGGUGUUCUUGGGGAACAAGGACCACGGUUACAGCGCCACCCCUGGCUUGCCUGCUGGAACCCACUGCAACGGUGCCUGGCAAUAUGGCAUCACCAUAGAAACACCUGACCGCUGCUUCCUGUUUACUUGCGAAACAGAAAGCGACCAGCAGGAUUGGCUAAAACACUUCAAUGAUGUCAUGAGUGCUCUGAUGUCCCCUCAGGAGUACACAAUGGAAGCCUUGUUCAAGCACAGGCAUUGAUGGAGCAGAGGCCUGAGGGACCAUUUCCUCUUCUCUCAACCCAUCACCAAUCUGACAGGCUCAUCAGCAUCACCUCCACCACUGACUCUUUUAGUGAUUUUUGGAAACUGUUGCAAAACCUAAUCACUAUGGAUGAAUUUUAGGUUCAUUAGACAUUCUAUGCAUGAUUUAAUUGACAUUUCCAAGGUGACAAGUGCCUUGGUCCUCUUUUAUUAAGUAUUCUUUAUCUAAGUAUUUUGUGAUGAUUUGUUAAUGCUAAUAAGGUACAGGGAGUGAAAUGGAUAAAAACAGUACAGUUUAUCACCCGAUAGAAAACAAUUGUUUGUGUGGAUUCAGAAUAGCUUUUGAUUUUUCUUUAUUUUAAAAAAGCAUUUUUAUUAAUUUGUUGUUUCACAUAAACGCUGUAAUUACUUUUAUGACUUAACACAUUUACAUUAAGCAACAGUACUGCAGCCCAGGUCAUGAGCUGCAUGAGCUACAUAAUGCUACUUGCUGUGCUGUUUCAGUCCGAAAGCUCAAAAGCAAAGCAAUAUCUUCAGGCACACUACUUGUACAGUUUAUGUCAUGAAGUCAAUAUGACUUCUAUAAUUUUGUAUU
Molecule: messenger RNA, 2156 nt
Organism: Larimichthys crocea (large yellow croaker)
Lineage: Eukaryota; Metazoa; Chordata; Actinopteri; Sciaenidae
Product: arf-GAP with dual PH domain-containing protein 1
Exons: 11
Coding region: 429-1559 (376 amino acids)
Biological process (GO): positive regulation of GTPase activity
Cellular component (GO): cytoplasm; intracellular membrane-bounded organelle; plasma membrane
Molecular function (GO): phosphatidylinositol bisphosphate binding; phosphatidylinositol-3,4,5-trisphosphate binding; GTPase activator activity
Source: RefSeq, a predicted model, not a curated record